Messenger RNA from Suillus clintonianus, 418 nucleotides. Its product is annotated as mitochondrial ATP synthase epsilon chain-domain-containing protein. The coding region runs from base 105 to 326 and encodes 73 amino acids. NCBI's taxonomy places the organism in Eukaryota, Fungi, Basidiomycota, Agaricomycetes, Boletales, Suillaceae. Gene Ontology annotation, biological process: proton motive force-driven ATP synthesis. The transcript has 3 exons. Gene Ontology annotation, molecular function: proton-transporting ATP synthase activity, rotational mechanism. The record is from RefSeq and is a predicted model, not a curated record.
CUUUAGGCAAUGCACGAUGUAACGGACAUUUCCGGAAAGGAACUCAGCGUUUGACUGCACCAAGCACGACCAGUACCGAGUCUUGAACUUCAACAUCCUCCACAAUGAGCAGUGCAACUUGGCGAAACUUUUUCACGUACAACAAAUAUGCCCAGAUCACUGCACGGGCUGUUCGUCAGUCGUUGAAAGAGUCGGAGCGGGUCGUAGCUGAGAAGCGAGGUACGACCGCGCUAAAAUAUCAACAAUGGGAAAAUGGUGUUGGUGGACCACAGGUACACCUCAACCCUGAGGAGGUCAAGGUUGUAAAGAAAAGCGCUGCGGUUUAGUUGAGCGUCGGCGUCUUGCUUGACUAGCGGGGGAUGCCUAAAUUCCCAUUGUGAACAUAUAUCCGAAAUAGAUUUGCAGGAGCUCUCCCCCG